AUGCGGACUUCGGUGCAACCCACCAGCGUCCUGCUGGCCCUUAUGGCCAUGCCCCUCGCAUCUGCAGAAAAGGUUCUUGGAGCUUAUAUCUUCGCUCGUCAUGGUGAUCGGACGCCCAAGGUGCUGGGCAACACUCAACUCACCGACCUGGGGUAUAAGGAAGUGUUCCUCACUGGUAGCUACUACCAUGACCGCUACAUCAACUCCAACUCCUCGCACUACAUUCAGGGGAUCAGCGAGGAGAUUGUCAAUCUCAACCAGAUCAGUGCUUCGGCGCCCUCAGAUAACGUGCUUCAGAAUUCGGCCACCGGUUUCCUGCAGGGUGUCUAUCCUCCCGUCGGAUCCAUGGCCAGCCAAACACUGGGCAAUGGCACGACAGUUGAGGCGCCCUUGAACGGCUACCAGUUGGUCCCUCUGGCGAUCAUCGAGACCGGUACCAACAGCGAGAGCAACACCUGGUUGCAGGAUGCGACCCAGUGCCAAAACGCUGAGGUCAGCAGCAACAACUACUACAGCUCAGCGCUCUACAAGGGUCUGCUCGCCUCCACCAGCGACCUCUACAAGUCGCUUUCGCCAUAUCUAAACGACACCUUCACCGACUCCAAGAUGAGCUUCAAGUCCGCCUACACCAUCUGGGACUUCCUCAACGUCGCCUCCAUCCACAACUCGAGCAGCGACUAUCCCUCCGCGGAGAUCCGCGAGAAGCUGCUCCUGCUCGCCAACAUUGAGCAGUACAACCUGGCCUACAACGCCUCCGAGCCUAUCCGCGCCGUCGCAGGCUCCACCCUCGCCGGCGAGAUGCUCCAGGGUCUCAACAAGACCAUCACCUCCAAGGGCAAGAGCAAGCUGAACAUCCAGUUCGGCUCGUACGGCACCUUCCUCUCGUACUUUGGCCUGGCGCAGCUGCCCGCCGCAACAGUCGACUUCACCGGCAUCCCGGACUACGCCUCCUCCAUGGCCUGGGAGCUCGUCACCAACUCCACCUCGGACGAGUUCCCCUCCGCCUCUGAGAUCAGCGUGCGCUUCAUCUUCCACAACGGCACCAUCAGCAGCUCGUCCACCCCGGCCGAAUACCCCUUGUACGGCCAGUCGAGCGCCACCAUUCCCUGGUCCGACUUUGUGGCGCAGACCGAGAAGAUUGCCAUCACGGACGACGAGCAGUGGUGCAAGGCAUGCGGAAACACGGACGGCGCGUGUGCCGCUUACACUGUCUCCUCUUCUGGAUCCAACUCUUCCUCUACGGGCUCGAACUCGUCCGACGGUGGGGUGUCGCGACCCGUCGCUGGUGUUAUCGGUGCCAUGGUCACUCUGGCGGUGAUCCUGGGUCUGGAAGCGGUCUUCCUGCUUUUCGGUGGAUUCAGAAUCACCAAGAAGCGCAAUGUGUCUGAGACUGAGACCACAACUGUUGAGGGGCCUAAGAAGGCUUGA
Messenger RNA from Aspergillus udagawae, 1428 nucleotides. Its product is annotated as histidine phosphatase family protein. Gene Ontology annotation, molecular function: phosphatase activity. The coding region runs from base 1 to 1428 and encodes 475 amino acids. NCBI's taxonomy places the organism in Eukaryota, Fungi, Ascomycota, Eurotiomycetes, Eurotiales, Aspergillaceae. The record is from RefSeq and is a predicted model, not a curated record. Gene Ontology annotation, biological process: dephosphorylation. The transcript has a single exon.